Messenger RNA from Strongyloides ratti, 627 nucleotides. RefSeq names its product Hematopoietic prostaglandin D synthase. Lineage: Eukaryota; Metazoa; Nematoda; Chromadorea; Rhabditida; Strongyloididae. Gene Ontology annotation, molecular function: glutathione transferase activity. The transcript has a single exon. The record is from RefSeq and is a predicted model, not a curated record. Bases 1 to 627 code for a protein of 208 amino acids. Gene Ontology annotation, biological process: glutathione metabolic process.
AUGCCUGUUAUUCCACAAUAUACCUUACACUAUUUUGACCUUAUGGGAAAAGCUGAAGUAACAAGAAUGUUAUUUAAUUAUGCUGGAGUUAAAUUUACUGAUAAUAGAAUUAAAUUUGAAGAUUGGCCAGCAUUAAAAGAAAAACAACCUUUUGGACAAUUACCAGUAUUGGAAGUUGAUGGAAAAGUUCUUUUCCAGUCAAGAGCUAUUGAGAAAUUUUUAGCAAGACAAUUUGGACUCAUUGGAAAUGAUGAUUUUGAGGCUGCUCAAGUUGACCAAUACAUUCUUACAAUUGAUGAUGUAAUGAUAAAUUUUAGACCAGCUUUUAUGGAAAAAGAUGAAGCAAAGAAAGCUGAACUUAUGAAGAAAGCAUUCCAAGAACAUGGUGUUCCAGCACUUAAACGUUUUGAAGGAUUUUUAGCUAAAAAUGGUACAGGUUACUUUGUUGGAAAUGGUGUAACAUUAGCUGACUUUGCAUUAUACCAAUUCUUAUUCUAUAUUAAAAAGAUGUCAUCUGAAUCUGCUUUAGAUAACUAUCCAGAAUUAAAGAAAUUUGUACAAAAAAUGUAUGGAAAUGAAAAAUUAAAACCAUAUCUUGAAACUAGAUCUGAAAAAUUAUUACCUUAA